CAAAAAGUCACACUAUUCAUGGAUUUUCAUUUUCCACCCUGUCCGUCCUCGUGAAAAAAGAUUAUUAGAGAAGCCACUAGAGAUGAACUUUGUUGGGUUGUGUUGCACUGCACCGAGUAGAUAAGAAAGGCGAUAAAAUUAAAAAAUAAAAAAUAUCGGAAAAGAACCAAAAGUUGUGGCUGCAAAUUGCUCUUGGUUUUUCAUACAGCCCCACUACCUUAACCAAUCGCAUUCACUCCCCUGUUUUUCUCCACUCUCAACUUAAAGGGUUUUGUUUAAGCUGCACUAGCCCGUUAAGACAAUCGUAUUAACUUCAGGCGAAUCAAGAUUUACUCAUCAAGGAAUUAAAUUCGCUAAAAAUCACUCACACAAAUAAAAGAAGAAGAAAGCUACUGGUCGGUUAUCUCUUUAUUGUCAUGAAUUGCAGCUAACGUGCAAUUUUCAGGAUCGGCGAGCACAGAAAAUCUCAAAAAGACUAAAUUUUGACGUCUAGAUAGCAGAAUUUUGUGAUUGGUUCUGUGGGUGUGCGCGAUUACUCUCUUGAUUGGUCUUUUCUUUUAAAAAAAAAAAAUUAAAAUCUUUUAGAGAUUGAUGGGGACUUCUGGAGGUGGGUGCAGUAUAGUAUGGUUUAGGAGAGAUCUUAGGGUGGAGGACAAUCCAGCUUUAGCUGCAGGUGUUAGGGCAGGUGCAGUUGUGCCAGUAUUUAUAUGGGCACCUGAAGAGGAAGGACACUAUUAUCCUGGUAGGGUUUCCAGAUGGUGGCUUAAGCAUAGCUUAUCACAUCUUGAUACCUCUUUGAGGAGCCUUGGUACAUCACUUGUCACAAAGAGAUCCUCUGAUAGUGUAUCCUCACUUCUUGAGGUCAUCAAGUUGACUGGAGCUAAGCAGCUGUUCUUCAAUCAUUUAUAUGAUCCUAUAUCACUGGUGAGGGAUCACCGUGCAAAGGAAGUCUUAACAGCUGAAGGUAUAGCCGUUCGUUCUUUCAAUGCUGACCUGCUUUACGAGCCUUGGGAAGUUCUUGAUCCGGAUAGCCAGCCCUUCUCGACUUUUGCUGGAUUCUGGGAGAGAUGCCUUAGCAUGCCAUACGAUCCUGAAGCUCCACUCCUCCCACCUAAAAGAAUUAUUUCUGGCGACAUCUCGAGAUGCAAUCCAGACGCCCUAUCCUUCGAGGACGAAUCCGAGAAAGGCAGCAAUGCUCUCCUUGCUCGGGCCUGGUCUCCGGGCUGGAGCAACGCUGACCGGGCCCUAACCGCCUUCAUAAACGGGCCUCUCCUCGAAUACUCCAAAAACCGGCGCAAAGCCGACAGCGCCACAACCUCCUUCCUCUCCCCACACCUUCAUUUCGGCGAGGUGAGUGUCCGGAAGGUCUUCCACCUCGUACGCAUCAAACAAGUCCUGUGGGCAAACGAGGGAAAUCGAGCAGGCGAAGACAGCGUGAACUUGUUCCUCAAAAGCAUUGGGCUGAGGGAGUAUUCGAGGUAUAUAAGCUUCAAUCACCCGCACAGCCACGAGCAGCCGUUGCUUGGGCAUUUGAGGUUUUUCCCGUGGGUUAUUGAUGAAGGGUAUUUUAAGGCGUGGAGGCAGGGGAGGACUGGUUACCCGUUGGUGGAUGCGGGGAUGAGGGAGCUGUGGGCUACGGGGUGGCUGCACGAUAGGAUAAGGGUUGUUGUGUCGAGUUUUUUUGUGAAAGUUCUGCAGUUGCCUUGGAGGUGGGGGAUGAAGUAUUUUUGGGACACGCUGCUUGAUGCGGACCUCGAGAGUGAUGCGCUUGGCUGGCAGUAUAUAUCGGGGACGCUUCCAGAUGGGCGUGAGUUUGACCGUAUUGAUAAUCCACAGUUGGAAGGCUACAAAUUCGACCCAAACGGAGAAUACGUCCGUAGAUGGCUCCCCGAGCUAGCACGCCUCCCGACAGAAUGGAUUCACCACCCAUGGGACGCCCCUUCUUCUGUCCUCCAAGCUGCAGGCAUCGAGCUCGGCUCCAACUACCCUCUCCCGAUUAUCGGUAUCGACCACGCCAAAACCCGACUCCAAGAAGCUCUCUCCCGUAUGUACACUGCCAACGAGGGCCUCGGCGAAUCUUCCGAUUCUGCCCCUGACGACUCGCGCAUGGAAACCGAUGACGGGCCCGCCCGCCACCUGCCAGCACGCCGCUAUGAAGACCAGAUGGUCCCGAGCAUGACAUCAUCGUCCCUUGUCGAUGUGACUUCGAUUGUUGUUGGGGAUGAGGGCCGGGCCGAGGUUCCGUCGAACGUGAAUGUAGGAACGGAGGAGGAAGUUGGGCCGGGCCCACAUGUGGAGGUGGAUAGGGAUGGUGAUGAUGGUGAUAGGUUUUAUGGGCUACGGAGGGCCCGGAGAAGGAACUCUGAGGACUCGACGGCUGAGUCGUCGAGCGGGAGCAGGCGGGAGAGGGACGGAGGAGUGGUGCCCGUGUGGUCACCGCCAGGUGGAGGGGAGGAGGGUGGGAUAGGGGCAGGAUCGUCUUUUCUGCAGGUCAAUUGGAGGCAGCUCCCGCAAACUGGAUGAUAACUACUUUGGAAAAAACAGCACGUGCAAAUUGGGUACAGAGAUAUGAGAUUCUUUGGCCAUAGCUGUUCUUGUGGUGGAAAACUAUGCUUGUUCGCACUUUGAUCCAACUCGAUCGACAGUCAAUUCGUGUGUGCAGAUUUUCUAAUUGGAUCGGGUGGUUCGUAUGUGUCUUAUAGCUUGUUUUUUGUUGUUGUGAGGUCUUUGUAGUUGUUGUAUAGUAUUAAAUCCUUUUCGGACAAAUAUUGACACAAGAAAAGUGCAGCCUUCCAAUAAAUGCAGGUUUGUGCCUUGUAUGUUGUUGUAUUUUGGGUUAGAGAGAUGUAACAAUGUAAUAAUAAUGUUGUUCUACUGAUGUCCUUACUGAAUUAAAAACUUGUGUUUCCUUGACUAGUGUGGAUUUAUCAUAUUGGUCCCCGUAAGUCUUGCCAGAGAGUGGUAAGUUGAUUUGAGAUGGAUCUUUAUAUAUUUGAUUGUUUAUUAUUUUUUUACCCAGUUACUAAAAAUGUCUUA
Striga asiatica is the source of this 3036-nucleotide messenger RNA. NCBI's taxonomy places the organism in Eukaryota, Viridiplantae, Streptophyta, Magnoliopsida, Lamiales, Orobanchaceae. The record is from the annotation of a GenBank genome assembly.